CACGGUGGAUCGCAGAGGAGCAAGAAUGGAAGCACGAAGGCCUGCCCACAGCAUCCAGGCGAGGGUUGUGAGGCCGAGGGAGAAAUCCCUCAUGGCUGCCAUCCAUGCGCAUCUUUAGGUUUGCCGGAAACAGGUCGGUAGGGAACGCGCCAGAUUGCUGCAGGAGCAGAGGACUCACUCUCCCAGAAUAGCGUUAAGCGAGCGGGUUGCAAUGGUGACGCAACAUCUGCGAGCCUCGACCCAGGCGUCUGGGUCCACCGGCCGCCGGGGCGGGAGCAGCCCCCUCGCGGGGGCGCCCGACCAGUCAGAGCCAGCCGGACCAGCCCGCCGCCCCGCCGGAAGUGCCCUCUCGGCCCGCUGCACCGCGCCGCGGGAAGAUGGCGCAGGAGGCAGGCGACAUGGAAGAUGGGCAGCUUUCUGACUCGGAUUCCGACAUGACGGUAGCACCCAGCGACAGGCCGCUGCAGGUGCCGAAAGCACUAGGUGGGGACUGUGCAGUGAGGCCCUUCCAGAGUACUGCAACAGUGUGUGCUCCAGUAUCACAUUAUCGGACUGUUAAAAGUGUGGAUUCAAGUGAGGAGAGUUUUUCGGAUUCAGAUGAUGAUAGCUCUCUCUGGAAGCGCAAACGACAAAAAUGUUUUAACACUCCUCCCAAACCAGAGCCUUUUCAGUUUGGCCAGAGCAGCCAGAAACCGCCUAUUGCUGGAGGGAAGAAGGUUAACAACAUAUGGGGUGCUGUGCUGCAGGAACAGAAUCAAGAUGCAGUGGCCACUGAACUUGGUAUCUUGGGAAUGGAGGGCACUAUUGACAGAAGCAGAGAAUCCGAGACGUACAAUUAUUUGCUUGCUAAGAAACUUAAGAGGGAAUCCCAAGAGCAUACAAAAGAAUUAGACAAAGAGCUAGAUGAAUAUAUGCAUGGUGGCAAAAAAACGGGAUCAAAGGAGGAGGAAAAUGGGCAAGGCCAUCUCAAAAGGAAACGACCUGUCAAAGACAGACUAGGAGACAGACUAGAAAUGAACUAUAAAGGCCGAUACGAGAUCACAGAGGACGAUUCUCAAGAGAAAGUGGCUGAUGAAAUUUCUUUUAGGUUGCAGGAACCAAAGAAAGAUUUGAUAGCCCGAGUAGUGAGGAUAAUUGGGAACAAAAAGGCAAUUGAACUUCUGAUGGAAACUGCUGAAGUUGAACAAAAUGGUGGCCUUUUUAUAAUGAAUGGUAGUCGAAGAAGAACACCAGGUGGAGUUUUCCUGAAUCUCCUGAAGAACACUCCUAGUAUCAGUGAGGAACAAAUUAAGGACAUUUUCUACAUUGAAAAUCAAAAGGAAUAUGAAAAUAAAAAAGCUGCUAGGAAGAGAAGAACACAAGUGUUGGGAAAAAAGAUGAAACAAGCUAUUAAAAGCCUAAAUUUUCUAGAAGAUGACGAUACAUCACGAGAGACUUUUGCAAGUGACACAAAUGAGGCCCUGGCCUCUCUUGAUGAAUCACAGGAAGGACACGGAGAAACAAAGUUGGAUGCAGAGGAAGCCAUUGAGGUUGAUCAUUCUCAUGAUUUGGACAUCUUUUAGGACAUUUUGAGAAAUAAGCCUUUCUAAGAUAACAUUGUAAUAAACCAUUUCUACUGAGAUUGCUUUAUUUUACUUUGCACUGAUAAACCCAAAAAUCUGGAGAGAACUGUUGUCUUGUUUUAAAUAAAAUUGAAUAUGUGGGAGAUGAAUGCAAUAAGAACAUUUAAAACUUUCUCAUGUCUGACAGAAGUAUAUAGCAGAGGAUUUAAUUUCUCAGUCUUUUGCAUGUGCUAAUCAUUACUAGUUGAUAAUCAGUUUUGUCCAGGUCAUUAUAA
Delphinapterus leucas (beluga whale) is the source of this 1837-nucleotide messenger RNA. RefSeq names its product phosphorylated adaptor for RNA export (gene PHAX). Lineage: Eukaryota; Metazoa; Chordata; Mammalia; Artiodactyla; Monodontidae. Gene Ontology annotation, biological process: snRNA export from nucleus. Gene Ontology annotation, cellular component: nucleus. The record is from RefSeq and is a predicted model, not a curated record.